Messenger RNA from Entamoeba invadens IP1, 813 nucleotides. Its product is annotated as ariadne RING finger, putative. Gene Ontology annotation, biological process: protein linear polyubiquitination; proteasome-mediated ubiquitin-dependent protein catabolic process. Gene Ontology annotation, cellular component: ubiquitin ligase complex. The transcript has a single exon. NCBI's taxonomy places the organism in Eukaryota, Evosea, Mastigamoebida, Endamoebidae. Bases 1 to 813 code for a protein of 270 amino acids. Gene Ontology annotation, molecular function: zinc ion binding; ubiquitin-protein transferase activity; ubiquitin binding. The record is from RefSeq and is a predicted model, not a curated record.
AUGUCGAAUGUCGAGAGUGCAAUUCAAUUACUCAACAUCCAAACAACACGAAAAAUAGAAGAGAAUUUGGACAGCGACAAUAACACAAAAGCUGCAAUCAUAUUGGACUACUUCAAGAGACUGAAAGAAAUACAAAACCCUACAAAUCAAGUAGAAACAUGUGAAGUGUGCUUUGAAGACAUGACACCAGAGAACACUUACAUUUACAAGCCUUGUGGACAUUCAUUUUGCUUGUCAUGUGUAAAAGACACUGUCAAAGCACAAAUUGAAAACAAUAAAGCUAAGAUACAAUGUAUGGAAGCGGGGUGUACUUCAGUCAUUCCUUACUGUGACUUGAUUCAAUAUAAACUUUUUGCAGAUGAAAAAAUGUUCCUUCAAUUCAGAGAAAACUCCAAACGAGUCUUUCUGAACGGUCAACCCAACACCAGGUAUUGCCCAAAAUGUGAAACCCCAGUCAUUGGCGAUCCAAACCACCCAAAAAUUGUGUGCACUACAUGUGGCAUAUCUUAUUGUUUUAAUUGUCGAGUCGAGUACCAUGACGGAUAUACUUGUGACCAAUACAAAGAAUGGAAGAAAUUGAACGACAAAAGUGAAAGUAUGUUCUUGGAAUACAUGAAAAAUGGAGGUGGAGCGUUGUGUCCAAGUUGUGGAAUGGCUGCCGAACGAAUAUCUGGAUGCAAUUGGAUGUACUGUAAUCCAAAUGUCGGUGGGUGUGGGAAAGGGUAUUGCUACGUGUGUUCGAAACUGUGCGACCACUUCUCUCCGCACAUCCUUCAACGAAACUGCAGUUUGACAACUGUUGGUCAUAAUUGA